Messenger RNA from Protopterus annectens (West African lungfish), 2411 nucleotides. RefSeq names its product PITH domain containing 1 (gene PITHD1). Gene Ontology annotation, cellular component: nucleus. Lineage: Eukaryota; Metazoa; Chordata; Ceratodontiformes; Protopteridae. The record is from RefSeq and is a predicted model, not a curated record. The transcript is spliced from 6 exons. The coding region runs from base 95 to 736 and encodes 213 amino acids.
CGUCACGUGAGAAGAGUUGCUGUCUUUCACUGUAGUUUUAGUGAAGUAUAGUCGACGCAGUUAGUUUGCAGUUUGGGUACUGGAGAUUGACAGUAUGGCUGAUAGACACGGUCAUGGUGAUGGUCAUGGUAUGGGUCCUUGUGAAUGUGAAGCGGAGAAAGAUAGUCCAGAUCGCGGAUUUGAGUUUGGUCUUUAUAAGAAGAUACAUUUGGAACGACUGCAAUGUCUGAACGAGAGCCACGAGGGGGCGGGCCGGUUAGUGUUUAAACCUUGGGAGCAGCGUGGGGAUAAAAGCAAGUUUGUAGAGAGUGAUGAUGAUGAAGAGCUGCUAUUUAAUAUUCCGUUCACUGGUAAUGUGAAGCUGAAAGGAAUCAUUCUCAUGGGGGAAGAUGAUGAAACCCACCCUUCAGAAAUGAGGCUUUACAAGAACUCCCCGUAUAUGUCAUUUGAUGACACAGAGCGACCACCUGAUCAGGAGUUUAAACUAAACCGAGAUACCACUGGAGACCUGGUAUAUCCUGUAAAGGUUGCACGUUUUUCAAGUGUGAACCAUCUUUCCAUUCAUAUCUCCAAAAAUUUUGGUGGAAGCAUAUCCAAGAUAUAUUACAUAGGACUGCGUGGUGAAUGGACAGAGGCUCGCAGGCAUGAAGUGACCAUCUGCACUUAUGAAGCUGCUGCUAACCCAGCAGAUCACAAAAUUGAUUUAUUUACUCCUCAGACCCAGUUCAUCUCUUGAGAGAUGGUUUCAAAUGGUACGUGUAAGCGACUGUGUCCUGCUUGGCAGACUGCUGUGGUUGCUGGUGUUUUCUCUGAGCUUCAGACACAUAAAGAUACUGUCUAGGAGGCAUUCUGCAUUCCAUACACAGCAAUGUGAAAUCAUCCCAGGCUCACCAGUGCUAUAUUCAGACUAAGAAGAAAUAAACUGUUUGGUGAAUUAUUUUUUGCCUGUUGUGCUGAUAAAUUAUCAUUUGUCCACAGUGACUACAAACAGCUUGUUUGGACAAUAAAACAGAGAAGAAAAAACAGAAAUAAAAUACAUUGAAGAAAUGAUGCAGCAUGGUUUGGAAUUGGGAGACUGGUUUUAAACCUUGUGUUUUUCUGUUGUGUGUUAUUGCAUCAUAUGACCUAAUAUAGCUGUACUGCAGUUGAUGUAAAGUAAGAUUUUGAGAAAUAUGCACUGAGUGUGGUAAUAUUUUUUUAAGGAAUUACAUUUGUUGGCUUUAUUUUGUGACAGUUGGAAAAACGUUAAUUUGAAUAUUUAGAUCUCGUAAACUAACUUUUCUGUAAUGUGUGUGCAUUUGUUUAUAGAACUGACUUCCCCUCCUAGCUUAUGGUGAGAUCAUUUUCUGUGGUUCUUUGGUAUUCUCAUUAAUGUAGCUGUCAUCCUAUGUACAUCUUUUUCUCAUCACACGUGCACACUGAGACAGCUGCAUAUUGUAGUGCUGCUUUUAGUUAAUAUUUUGAAAUAGACACUUGUCCAGCAGCAGCCUGCGUUGAAAGCUUUUAAACAUGGUUGUACUGCUGUGUGAGUUUCCAUGACAAGCCAGCCUUCCUAUCAAGCUCUUUCCAUUAGUUGAAGUUUGGAAGUCUUGGAGUACUGGCAUCAUAUAUAUUUCACUGCUGAAGUUCACAUUGUAGCAGAUUAUCUGCAGGAUCUGAAGGCUAGAUUGUUGGAAGGGAGAUGAUAUGACUGCAGAGAUUUACUGAAUGUGUUACAGUACUUGCUAUAGCUAAAUAUCAGCCUACUACUAGGACAGUUCCUACAGUGUAUUAUGAAAUGCUAUUCAAUAGUCAGACCUGUUGGUUCUGUACUGAGCUUUUCAGUUUGUCUGAGAAGUAGUCUAGCCAUACAUUCAGUCAUUUAUAUUACUUUUCAUAGCAGUACACUGAUGCAUUGCAAACCACACCGAAUGAGGUGCCAGUCAUUCUAAUCAGUUUAAUCCAUUUCAUGUGAAAGUUGUCUACAAGGUUUUAGUUUGUUUAAUCCCAAGUAAUCCUAUAGAGUAUUAUUUAAGGAUGCAGUUUACUUGGACACUGGGUUCUUGCAUUUCACUUGACAGCAUAGAUGCAUUUGUAGUUGUUGAACACAAUAUAUUGUUUGACUUUACUUGCUAGUUUGUGCAUUACUGAUCAUUUUUGUUGACUUACUUAGAUUCUGGAUACCUUUGCCUUGUAAUGUAAAGGUCAUCUCUGCAUCUUCAAAUGUUGAUUUUUGUGUUGUUCUAGUCUGUACGAUUACAUUCUGAUCCUUGCUGUGUCAUGUCCUUUUAAAAGAUAAAGCUGUAUGCAAAUCUGAAAACCGGCAGGGUCAGGACAAACCCACAUGGACAGUAGUGGUGAUGUGAACUCUUGUCAACGUUGUUUCUGAAUCACAAAAGUGAAUAAAGCAUCAUCCAUGAAUUGUGUUAAUA